UCCGCCCUACUACUUCCUCUUUUCUUGUGGCAGUGAGCGAGACACCAUGAAGGCGUCCGGCACACUUCGGGAGUAUAAAGUCAUCGGGCGUCUGCUGCCCUCUGCCAAGAACCCCACCCCGCCUCUGUACAGGAUGAGGAUCUUCGCUCCGAACCACGUGGUGGCCAAGUCCCGCUUCUGGUACUUCGUCUCUCAGCUGAGGAAGAUGAAGAAGGCGUCCGGCGAGACGGUGUACUGCGGCCUGGUCCACGAGAAGACGCCUCUGAAGGUGAAGAACUUCGGCAUCUGGCUGCGUUACGACUCUCGCAGCGGCACCCACAACAUGUACCGCGAGUACCGAGACCUGACCACGUCUGGAGCCGUCACGCAGUGCUAUCGUGACAUGGGAGCUCGCCAUCGCGCUCGCGCUCACUCCAUCCAGAUCAUGAAGGUCCAGGUCAUCGCCGCCAGCAAGUGCCGCAGACCCGCCAUCAAGCAGUUCCACGACUCCAAGAUCAAGUUCCCACUGCCUCACCGGGUCCUGCGCCGCCAGCACAAACCGCGCUUCACCACCAAGAGACCAAACACCUUCUAUUAGCACGUUUAGUACGUUUUCACUCUGAGCGCGAAAAAAUAAAGGAAUCCAAACAGA
This is a messenger RNA of Salarias fasciatus (jewelled blenny), 631 nucleotides long. RefSeq names its product ribosomal protein L18a (gene rpl18a). Gene Ontology annotation, cellular component: ribosome. The record is from RefSeq and is a predicted model, not a curated record. Lineage: Eukaryota; Metazoa; Chordata; Actinopteri; Blenniiformes; Blenniidae. The transcript has 5 exons. Gene Ontology annotation, biological process: translation. Gene Ontology annotation, molecular function: structural constituent of ribosome. The coding region runs from base 47 to 577 and encodes 176 amino acids.